AUGGCCAAAUCGAAGACCUCGAAGGGCGGUAACCCAUCAGUACCCCACAAACAUCUUCACUCAAGACUCUCUUAUCUUCACCAAGCAGCGACCUUUUUGGCGACUGCCGAACAGGCUCAUAUGCUUAACGAAGGCCACGAAACCCGAUUCUCGUCUGAUCAAGUGGCUAGUGGACUACGGGCGGACAACAGACACGGCAGCGAGACGAUUCGGCUUCUGAGUAACCUGCGGGGAGUGUCCAGGAAGACGCAAAUCCGGCUUGCUCCCAGAGUUAAACACACAAUGUGUAAGCGAUGCGACGCGUUACUCAUCCCUGGAAAGUCUAGUAACAAGGCUAUCGUGAAUCCCAGCAAGAAUGGCGCUAAAUCAUGGGCCGACCUGUUUGAAGUUCAGUGUAAUCAAUGUGGAACCAUCAAACGCUUUCCAGUAGGAGCAAUGAAUCAGAAGGAGCCCGGCAGCAAGCAUCAAGCAGAAUGGGAACCACAGCGUGAUCCAUUAUAA
Molecule: messenger RNA, 501 nt
Organism: Exophiala aquamarina CBS 119918
Lineage: Eukaryota; Fungi; Ascomycota; Eurotiomycetes; Chaetothyriales; Herpotrichiellaceae
Exons: 1
Coding region: 1-501 (166 amino acids)
Biological process (GO): tRNA processing
Cellular component (GO): nucleolar ribonuclease P complex
Source: RefSeq, a predicted model, not a curated record